GUCACCAUUAUUAUUACAUUCUUUUUUGACUUUCAUACACAAUUAGCCGCCGAAGGAUAAUAUUACAAAUUAAAAUUCAAUAGUUUUUCCUCUUUUUUAUUUUAAAUUUAAUAAUCGUAUACCCUAUUCCAAUUUACAAACAAUAUCUUACCAACUUUUUCUCCCCUUCGUCUGAAUAAUUUGAAUUUUCUCUGCACCGAGAUUCUAGCCACAAUUAUGGCUCCGGUCGGCGAUCAGAAACCAGGCUCUGGGUUUUUCGCCUCCUUCGCUUCAACCAUCUCCAGUUUUGGCAGCGCUAUGUCCAAAUCCGUUAAUGGUAUGCUAGGUUACGAAGGUUUGGAAGUUAUAAAUCCCGAAGGAGGCACAGAGGAUGCUGAGGUUGAAGCUCAAAAGGGAAGAUGGAAGCAAGAGGAUCGGGAUAGUUUUUGGAAGAUGAUGCAAAACUAUGUUGGCGCUGAUGUCACGUCAGUGGUGACACUUCCAGUCCUCAUAUUUGAGCCAAUGACGAUGCUUCAGAAAAUGGCAGAGCUGAUGGAAUACUCGCAUCUAUUGGAAUUGGCAGAUGAAUGUGAGGAUCCUCACAUGAGAUUAGUGUAUGCUGCUGCUUGGUUCAUAUCGUUAUAUUAUGCAAUUCAAAGGACCUGGAAACCAUUUAAUCCAAUUCUCGGCGAAACAUAUGAAAUGGUCAACCAUUGUGGUAUUACAUUUAUUGCAGAACAGGUUAGUCAUCACCCUCCAAUGAGUGCAGCACAUGCAGAAAACGAACAUUUUGUGUACGACAUUACUUCAAAGUUGAAGACCAAAUUCUUGGGGAACUCAGUCGAUAUAUACCCUGUUGGAAGGACGAGGCUGACGCUCAAAAAGUCAGGUGUUGUUUUAGAUUUGGUUCCUCCUCCUUCAAAAGCUAACAAUAUCAUAUUUGGGAGAACUUGGGUCGAUUCACCUGGAGACAUGAUCUUGACAAACCUCACCACAGGAGAGAAGGUUGUCUUGUACUUCCAACCUUGUGGAUGGUUUGGUGCUGGCCGAUUUGAGGUGGAUGGAUAUGUAUACAAUGCUGAGGAAGAACCUAAAUAUUUGAUGAGUGGGAAGUGGAACGAGUUUAUGAGUUAUCAGCCUUGUGACUCUGAGGGGGAACCCACGCCGGGAUCUGAACUCAAAGAGGUGUGGAGGGCUGCUGAAGCACCCAAGAAUGAUAAGUUUCAGUAUACGUAUUUUGCACACAAAUUAAAUAGCUUCGACACUGCCCCUAAGAAGCUAUUGCCCUCCGAUUCUCGUUUGCGUCCAGAUCGUGUGGCACUUGAGCAGGGUGACCUCUCCAAAGCUGGUUCGGAGAAAAGCAGGCUGGAGGAGAGGCAACGAGCAGAGAAGAAGACAAGAGAGGCCAAGAAAGAACAGUAUAAACCGAAGUGGUUUGAUUUGACAAAUGAAAUCGGAUCGACACCUUGGGGAGAUUUGGAAGUGUACAAGUACAAUGGAGAGUACGAAAAACGGCGCGCUGAGGUGGAUAAUUCCGACAGCGUCGAAGAAGAAACAGAGACCAAUUCCACGGAGUUCAAUCCAUGGCAGUAUAACGACUUCCCCUCUUCUUCUUCUCAUGCUUGAUUAAGGUUACUUUACAAUGUCUACAUAUUUAUGUUUUUUUAUGCUUGAGAUUGUUUAGUCGACUCUGAUUGGCUAGCUGCUAUACGAGUAUGAAUCUUUGACGAUGCAAGUAGAAUUUGAAAUAUGAGUUAUGGCCAAUUCUUGUUUUACUGAUAAAGUUCAAUUAAUUUUCAUAGUUGCAAUUAUUAUUA
Erythranthe guttata (spotted monkey flower) is the source of this 1796-nucleotide messenger RNA. Its product is annotated as oxysterol-binding protein-related protein 3A. The record is from RefSeq and is a predicted model, not a curated record. Lineage: Eukaryota; Viridiplantae; Streptophyta; Magnoliopsida; Lamiales; Phrymaceae. Gene Ontology annotation, molecular function: sterol binding. Gene Ontology annotation, cellular component: membrane; cytosol.